Messenger RNA from Xenopus tropicalis (tropical clawed frog), 1369 nucleotides. RefSeq names its product receptor for activated C kinase 1 (gene rack1). The record is from RefSeq and is a predicted model, not a curated record. The transcript is spliced from 9 exons. Gene Ontology annotation, biological process: regulation of translation. The coding region runs from base 447 to 1277 and encodes 276 amino acids. NCBI's taxonomy places the organism in Eukaryota, Metazoa, Chordata, Amphibia, Anura, Pipidae. Gene Ontology annotation, molecular function: ribosome binding; translation regulator activity.
GGCGAGGCCUAGUUCAGCCUCUCUUCGGUCGCUUUAGGCCCGGUGUCUACCAUCUGUCUCCAUCCUUUGCCGGUGGAGCGGUUUCGGACUCAUCGCAGCCAUGACUGAGCAAAUGACACUUCGGGGGACCCUAAAGGGCCAUAAUGGCUGGGUCACGCAAAUCGCGACUACCCCACAAUUCCCGGACAUGAUUCUCAGCUCUUCCAGAGGUGAGAUGCAUGAGACGCCUACUGUAGCCUAUCGAUCCACGCAAGUUUAUAUGCAUUGCGGUAUCCGGGACCCCGUUUAUCGUUAGAACAAGAGCAUGAAUGCUUACACGUUGCUUUUUUCAGCCCUGAUAACCUCAUUCUUCUGGCAGUUUGGGUUGUGCAAAGGAAAAACAUCUUCACCUGCUUACAGACAUAAAAUGAGACACCGUAGACCAAUGACAAGAUAAGACUGUCAUCAUGUGGAAGCUGACUCGUGAUGAAACAAACUAUGGGGUUCCACAACGUGCUCUCCGGGGUCACUCCCACUUUGUCAGUGAUGUGGUUAUCUCUUCAGAUGGGCAGUUCGCUCUCUCAGGAUCCUGGGAUGGAACACUCAGACUGUGGGAUCUUACAACUGGCACCACCACACGCCGGUUUGUAGGACACACCAAAGAUGUCCUGAGUGUCGCUUUCUCUGCUGACAACCGGCAAAUUGUGUCUGGAUCCCGUGACAAAACAAUCAAGCUGUGGAACACUUUAGGCGUUUGUAAAUACACUGUGCAGGAGGAAUCACAUACUGAAUGGGUGUCCUGUGUCCGGUUCUCCCCUAACAGCAGUAAUCCCAUCAUUGUAUCCUGCGGCUGGGACAAGAUGGUGAAGGUCUGGAAUCUGGCCAAUUGCAAACUGAAGACCAACCACAUUGGUCACAGUGGUUACUUGAACACUGUUACGGUGUCACCUGAUGGGUCUCUGUGUGCUUCUGGAGGCAAGGAUGGGCAAGCUAUGCUGUGGGACCUGAACGAGGGGAAACAUCUGUAUACUCUUGACAGUGGUGAUGUUAUCAAUGCUCUUUGCUUCAGCCCCAAUCGUUACUGGCUGUGUGCUGCAACUGGACCCAGCAUAAAGAUCUGGGAUCUGGAAGGCAAGAUUAUUGUGGAUGAACUUAAACAGGAGGUGAUCAGUUCCAGCAGUAAAGCUGAACCCCCACAAUGUACUUCUUUGGCUUGGUCAGCUGAUGGACAGACACUUUUUGCUGGAUACACAGACAACCUGAUCAGAGUAUGGCAGGUCACUAUUGGUACUCGCUAAAUGGCCCAAGGAUCCUUGUUAUGGCAGCCGGAGUUUGUGAAGUAGUCUGAUCGGUGAAACAUCAAAUCUAUUAAUAAAGAGUUGCUAUAAAU